Messenger RNA from Sabethes cyaneus, 843 nucleotides. RefSeq names its product serine/threonine-protein kinase Nek7-like. Gene Ontology annotation, biological process: protein phosphorylation. The transcript has 2 exons. The record is from RefSeq and is a predicted model, not a curated record. The coding region runs from base 1 to 843 and encodes 280 amino acids. NCBI's taxonomy places the organism in Eukaryota, Metazoa, Arthropoda, Insecta, Diptera, Culicidae. Gene Ontology annotation, molecular function: protein kinase activity; ATP binding.
AUGCAUGUAAACAUUAAUCUUGACAAUCUGCAGUUCGAACGAUUGCUCGGACACGGCUGCUAUGGAGGCAGCGUAGCUCUUUAUUGCAAUGCAAAGGACAGACGCAAUCGUCGACUGGUGAUCAAAUCCAUUCCUUACAAUAGUCCAGAAUACGCAUACACAACAGUCUUGAAGGAGCAUACCAUUUUGUCUCAGAUAAGUCAUCCUCGGAUUCUGCGCUACUUUGGGUGCUUUCAAACCGCGGAUGCUUGGAAUAUGGUAACGGAAUUUGCCGAACGCGGGAACCUCGCGGACUUUCUACGUCGACGUUUUACUUCGAAGAUGUUUUUAAGUCAACGAACUGUUUUGGUUAAAUUUAUCGAUAUGGCUGAAGCACUACAGUAUCUCCACCAGCGUCGGGUUAUCCAUCGUGAUCUGAAGCCGGAGAAUGUACUGAUCGGUGCGGACAACCGGCUGAAGCUGGCGGAUUUCGGUAUUGCGAAGAUUUGUGUACCCAGCGGCGGGGACGAUGCGAUGAACAUGACCAUCGUGGGAACCCCACUGUACAUGGCACCGGAGAUCGCCAGUGGCAAGCGGUACGAUUUCAAGAGUGACAUUUGGCCGUUGGGUGUUAUUUUCUACGAGCUGUGCAUGUUGACGCAUCCGUUUUUGGAGGGUGAACUGGGAGCGGAAAGUAAACUAAGUUUUAAGCCGCCCAAAAUAGAUUGCGGCGCGAGAGGUUACCGGCCGGAAAUGCAAGUCCUGUGUGAUAUGAUGGUUCAGGUGAAUCCGAAAAAGCGCUGGACGCUUGAAAAGCUUAUCAAGGAUGGCCGUGUGGUUGCUCUGAUGGAGCGGGAGGUGUGA